UUUUUCUCUCACUUGGGCUGUCUCCUUGGUCACACACAUGCACAAACACUGACAAGGGCUAAGUCCUGCUACGACUGCCACCAACAUCAUGGAGAAAAGCUCCCCUGUUUCUUUGGACAUCACAGGGCCUCAGCAGCCCAAACUGGAAACUAGUUUAGAACUGGACUCAACAGCAAAGAUUGACCCCAGAGAGCAAAAGGAGGAUGAGGAAGAGGAGAAAGAAGUACAAAGCUUCACUGGAGAGGAUGCAAAAAGGCAAAGCUUGGAUCCAGAGUGGGUGGAGGAGAGGUUCAGGAUUGACAGGAAGAAGCUUGAAAGCAUGCUGUAUGCUCCGGAACAAGGAGGAGAGACAGGAGAAAAGUUUUUCGAGCGAGUAAUGAGAGAAACUAGCACUCAGGUGAAAUGGCCAUCCAAACUAAAGAUUGGAGCCAAGUCAAAGAAAGACCCUCAUGUGAAGGUGGAAGGGAAGAGAACCGACGUUAUGGCAGCCAAAAAGAAGAUACUUGAAGUGCUGGAAACCAAGGUGAACAAGGUGACUCUGAAGAUGGACGUGGCUUUCACAGAGCAUUCCCAUGUCAUUGGAAAAGGAGGUGGGAACAUAAAGAAGGUGAUGGAAGUCACAGGCUGUCACAUCCACUUCCCCGACUCCAAUCGUCACAACGCUGCAGGAGAGAAGAGCAAUCAGGUUUCUAUCGCUGGCCCCAUAGAAGGGGUGGAAGAAGCCAGGAGGAGGAUAAGAGACCUUCAGCCUCUCUCUCUGACUUUUGACCUGCCAGUCAGCCUGGUACCCCAGGCUCUGCCAGAUGCAGGCUCCCCAUUCAUCCAACAGGUGGCGCAGACUUUGGGGGUCAGUGUGGGUUUCAGGGCUGUGCUGCCACUGCCUCAAGCCCAGACAGCCUUUUAUGGAAGCUCCUGCACAGUUUGGGGACUGCAAGGCAACACAGCUGCUGUCAAGAAGGCGACAUGCAUCCUGAUGGAGCUCCUGCUUGGGUCAGAGGCCUCAGGGGAGAUUGUGAGCAGCCAGCUGGAUGUCACUGCUCAGCAGCAUCUCUUCCUGCUGGGACAAAAUGGUGCAAACUUUCUAAGUGUUAUGCACAAGACCCAGACCCAGAUCAUUCUGCCAGACCUCAGUGCCCCUCAGAGUCCCCCCUCAUUGCUCAUUCAGGGCAGCCCUGACGGAGUGUGUCUCGCUCGGCAACAGCUCAUGGAUUGCCUACCAGUGUGUUUGAUGUUUGACAUUCGGGAAGAUGGGGAGGGAGGCCCUUCCAAACUGGCUCAGAUGAUGCAAAACCUCGGAGUCUUCAUUAGCGUCAAGCCCAAAGCGAAACAGACAAGCAAGUCAGUGGUGGUGAAGGGUCUGGAAAGGAACAUCUCCUGCAUUUAUGAAGCCCGGCGUCUGCUCCUAGGACUCGAUUCCUCUGAGACUGCGAAGAUAACUACAGUGAACCCUGACCUCAUGUCACCUGGUGGCAGACUGGCAAACUACUGGCUCGACAUGUUGCUGCAGCAGCUUGCUCUCUCUGAACAGGGCUCUGCACCUGUUCAAACCACAGAGGUGCUGAAUGGAACUAAAUCCCACCUGUCAGCUCCACCAGGCCUCACUUCUCCAACAGAUGAGGGAAGGACAGCACUGAAGGGAACAGACAGUCGGCAACUGGAAAAGAUCCUUGAAAGCGAGAAUCAGUCUGACCAAUCUGAGGAGGAGAGCAUUGAGGUUGUGAGAAUGUCACCAUCUGAGGUGUGCACAUUAGGAAACAACAACAUCAGCAGGGUGGGUCUGAAUGGUAGGAGGGGGAGUCUCCAAGGUCCAGAAAUCAGCAAAAUACACAGCCAGGGCAGACGGCAUUCCACAGGGCAGGCGCUGGCAUACAGGUUGGUGAACGCAGAGACAGAGCGAGGGUGGAGUGAGCGAAGGAACAGCCUGAGGAGAGAUGCUCCUCGGGCUCAAAAUGUUCACGCUGACUCAUCUAAGGUCGGGGAUUAUGACUAUGAGAAGAAGAAACUGAUGGCAACAAGAGCCAUGCAGAGGAAACCUGUGGUCACAGAGGUUCGGACACCCACAGACACCUGGAGUGGGCUCGGAUUUUCCAAGUCUAUGCCAGCUGAAGCUAUCAAGGACCUCCGUAGCAUCAGCCGACGCAGCUACAAACCUUACCUGAGUGCCAACACCAAUCAGCAGCAGUCUUGGGCUACUCAGAAGGGAAAAAUGUGUCUUGGUAGCGACUCUGAGAACUGGAGGGACAGACGCGGAUCCACAUCUCAGAUUGUCUCCUCGUCUUCCCCCUCUUCCUCGUCUCCAUCCUCCCCCUCCACACCUCCACCUGGCUUCCCUUCCUUUUCUGUGUUUUCGUCCUCACUGAACAGAAGCAGAAAUGACAAGUCAUACGAAAACUCUGUUGGCGGAUGUUUCUUCGAAGGUGCGUACUCUGCGAGGAGGGAGUCAACCUGCAGUCAGCGAAGCCCCUCCCCCCUCGUGACGGAUGACUUACCUGAGCUGCUCAGCGAACUUGGGCUAAUCAAAUACAUUGACCUGUUUGAACAACAGGAGAUUGACUACCAGACAUUUCUCACUCUGUCUGAUGAGGACUUGAAAGAAAUAGGGAUCUCCACUUUUGGAGCCAGACGCAAGAUGACAUUAGCUAUCUCAGAUCUGAACAAGAGCAAAACGAGUCUGUCGGAUGCACAACCAGUGAAGCCCGGCUACCUGGAAGGUGGCGCGAGUGGUAGACUUCCACGCAUCUUGGAUCUGGAUGUUGCAGUUCAGAGUAACCGCUGGUGAGAGGAGACGGCAAGUGGAUCUGAGCUUUUAAAUACAUCGCAAUGCAGCCAGAGGAAAAAAAUGCCCUCACUGCUGUUCAUUUACAAGAAACUGAGAAGCGAGACGCAUCCUGUACACAUUACAUCCAGUGGUUUAUAUCAAGAACAAUAUUCCAAAGCUUUUUGUGUUUUUAUACGACUCAAAACAAAGAGGCCUUCCCUACAAAAGCAGGGACUUCACAAAAGCCUUUUGUAUGUUUUGAGGUGUUAUUUUUACCCAUUUUUGUAUGCAGCUGCAAAUUGAUAUUUCCAAAAGGAAAUGAUGUUAGUGAUUAGGAAAAUCCCAGAGUUAAAGCGUAUGGGUCAAUGCAAUGCAUGUUUUACUGAAGCGUAUCCAUACAAAAAACUAUUGUAUAUGAAAGGCAAAGUUUAGCUUCAUUAUUUCUUUGGCAUUCAGGUUAAAUAAUGAGUGUUUUGAGGGGGCUUAGAAGUGAAAGCAUGCCACUAGAGGGCAGUGGUGUCCCGCUGUCUUAAUGUCUGUGCUGUAUGAAAAAUUAUGGAUUUGUUUUUCACAUUAGUAUCAGCUUUACAAUCCCAGGUGGAUAAGGUGUUAAUUUUAAAAUGUACUUCAGCAACAAGGAGAACAAGAAAAAAAGGGGGGGGGGGAAAUCUGAAACCUCAGUUACUCCAAGUUCAGCUGAUUUGAUUUUAUCAUUAGUUAUUUAUCAGCAUACUAUUACACCCAAGUUUGCUUUGUCAAACUAGUGUAAUUUGCAAAUUUUAUUAGUUUUUCUUGGAUUUUUAUGGACCCUCUGCUUGCAGGCACAAGGAGGUCUUGAUCUGCUCAGAUGCUUCACAGGCUGGCUGGUUCAGUGGCAGCCAAGCAUGAAACACAGAGAGAGAGAGUGACAGGAAGUGUUGGGCUGUGACAGAUUAGGUAGAGAUGAUCCCUACUUAUUACAAUGUCUCUGCCAAUUACAUAGGCAGGCUUUAAAGCACCGAUCCACAAAUCUGGUCCUUGGGCUCUGGAGAACUGCUGGAUUUUUAUCCUGCCCGAUAGUUAAUUGCGUUCCCCUGAGGUCACAGGUCUAAAUUAGUCGCUGAUCACACGGCUAGAAUGAAAACUACCAAGGAAAAAAUGAGCAGUGCUUUGAACCCCGACAAGUGAGCCACUUGGACUUUUCACUUGAGAAGUGGCAAUCUGGGAACGUGACAAGGCUGCAUGGUGGAAAUGCAAAGCAUCGCCCUGAGCAGAAGAGUCACAGCUUCUUUUGGGUUUUACUCAGGUCAGGUUUGUUACUCAAAAAACCCCCAACAUAUUUCUUUUUUUUUUUAAGUUAUGUGAUUUUUCCAGUCAUUUUUUUUUCUUUGCUAGGAGAAGGUUACUCAUAAGACAUAAUAGAUAGCAUAAAUAUUCACACAGCCUAAAUGUGCCAUAACUUUCACACAUUUUUGUCUACAUAAAGUUUUCUUAAAGGGUCUAAAAGUUUGAAACACACUGAACUAUUAUUGUACACGCAACAAUGUGUUCUGUAUAACAUAAAAAAAGUAUAUUAUAAAUGAAAUAUGUCCAAUAAAGAUGUAGAUGUUAAUUUAGGUGAAACAAUAAAAGACAGAUUCCCAAAGGACCCCAAAUGUAGGACAACAUUGGACGAGAUUCAUUAAACUGGAAAGAGUGGGCUUCUCCUUAGCUACUAAAACAUUAUUAUCUAUUCAAAACACUUUCUCUCACAAGAUAAUUAGACAAAUCUGGUGCAUAGUCUCCACUUCAAGGGACAGAGCAAAGGGUUGAGAGUCAGAGCAUACCCCACAUUUCAUGCACUGGUCUUGAGAGAAGUUUUGAGCUGAUCAACAUUUAGACGACUGCUCUCAGACGUGAGGAAUGUUUUAGAGGUCUUAAUACGAUUACCAUUACAUUAUGGAAUUUAUGCCACAAUCUAAUGGUAAUCAGGGGAAGAAAAAUAGAUUUUUUUUAGGCAAACCUUUGCUUUUUCAUAUAGAAAAUCUGUCUGUGUGUUUGUUGCUGUGUUCUUUAAGAGCUUUAAGGAUAAUAUAAAAGCUCAAGGCUCGUUGAUUAACCCCUUAAAGCCAUAGAAACCAUGGAUGUGUGUUAUAUCUUCUUGUAAAUUUCUGAAUGACUCGUUGCGUUUCAUGUACAAUAACUCAAACAGCUAUGAACAAGACAAAUGAUGGUUGUAGGUUGGAGAUGACCUUUGUGAGAAUUAAAGGUAUUUAUAGCUUUCCUCUCAUA
This is a messenger RNA of Xiphophorus hellerii (green swordtail), 5008 nucleotides long. RefSeq names its product bicaudal C homolog 2 (gene bicc2). Bases 89 to 2779 code for a protein of 896 amino acids. The record is from RefSeq and is a predicted model, not a curated record. Gene Ontology annotation, cellular component: cytoplasm. NCBI's taxonomy places the organism in Eukaryota, Metazoa, Chordata, Actinopteri, Cyprinodontiformes, Poeciliidae. The transcript is spliced from 19 exons. Gene Ontology annotation, molecular function: RNA binding; protein binding.